Messenger RNA from Zingiber officinale, 1369 nucleotides. Its product is annotated as cinnamoyl-CoA reductase-like SNL6. Gene Ontology annotation, molecular function: 3-beta-hydroxy-Delta5-steroid dehydrogenase (NAD+) activity. The coding region runs from base 77 to 1183 and encodes 368 amino acids. Gene Ontology annotation, biological process: steroid biosynthetic process. Lineage: Eukaryota; Viridiplantae; Streptophyta; Magnoliopsida; Zingiberales; Zingiberaceae. The record is from RefSeq and is a predicted model, not a curated record. The transcript has 5 exons.
GGCCACUACGGACACGAGGCCCACCGACCCUUGAGUAUAUAAGCGCGCCGAUCGACGAGGUGGAGGCACCGGCGAGAUGGGGGUUUUGCGGAGCACGGUGAGCUUGGAGGCGGAGAUCGAGGAGAUGCGGGCGGCGCUGCAGCGGAGCGGAGAGAGCGCCAAGGCCGCCGCGCGGAAGGCCGGACCGGGGGGAUUCCGGCUGAGGGUCCAUGGCGGCGAGAAUGGCGGCGACGAGAGGAUGGUGUGCGUCACCGGCGGGAUAUCCUUCGUCGGCUUCGCCAUCGUGAACCGCCUCCUGGAUCGCGGCUACACCGUCCGCCUCGCCCUCGAAACGCAAGAGGACCUGGACAAGUUGCGGGAGACGGAGAUGUUUGGGGAGAUGGGGAGGGACGGAGUUUGGGCUGUGAUAGCUAACGUGAUGGACUUGGAAAGCUUGUGCCAUGCGUUCGACGGGUGCACUGGCGUGUUCCACACCUCCAGCGUCGUCGAUCCGGCAGGCCUCUCUGGCUACACGAAGCACAUGGCAGACAUAGAAGUUAGAGCAGCAGAACUUGUGAUCGAAGCCUGUGUGAGAACCCAAUCGGUCAAAAGAUGUGUUUUCACUUCGUCUCUUUUAGCUUGCGUUUGGCGAGUGAAUACCACUCUGCAGAACCGCCGCUACCCAACCAUUGUCGACGAGAACUGCUGGAGCGAUCAAAGUGUCUGUUGCGAUAAAAAGCUAUGGUAUGCGCUGGGCAAGAUGAUGGCGGAGAAAGCAGCUUGGAGGGCGGCACGAGGAAGGGACGUGAAGCUAGUGACUGUUUGUCCAGCCCUGGUCAUUGGGCCUGGUAUUCACCAACGAAACGCUACUAGUUCGAUCGCGUACCUGAAAGGUGCUCUGGACUUGUUCAGAGAAGGAUUGCUCGCUACUGUGAACGUGGAGAAGGUAGCAGAGGCUCAUGUAUCAGUGUAUGAUGGGAUGAGCAGCACUGCAUGCGGGCGAUACAUAUGCUAUGAUCGUGUCAUCCGAAGGGGGGAAGAGGCUGCAGAAUUAGAGCGGCAACUUGGUCUCCCAAACAGAAUUCCAAGGGAUGCACAGGCCGACAACCUGACUUGGUUCGAGCUCUCCAACAGGAAACUUUCCAGGCUAUUAUCUUCCAGGAGGAGAUGCACAUACGAUACAUAUUUACUCUCGCAGGAUUAGGUUUAGGUUUCUUGGACCUUCGGAAAAUUGUCAUGUUACAAGUCAGAGUGCAUGGUGUCUGGUGUGUGAGAUUGCCGAUCCAACAAGAAAUCUUUGUACAGAAGUUAGAAAAAUAAAGUGUACAAAUGAUGCAAAUCCAAGCGGUCAGUUUUGGUCUAGGGCAUCAGAAAUCUAAAGUUUCUGUCA